AUGGAUCGAGAUUUGAUUAGUAGUCUGCCGGACUCUGUUCUUUGUUGGAUUCUGUCUUUUCUUCCAACGACUGAAGCUGUGGCGACUAGCAUCUUAUCAGCAAGAUGGAAAAUUCUUUGGACUGGAGUCACUAGUCUUCAUUUUGAGGAUAGUGAAAGGCUUUUUAAUGAGCCUUACAAAGAAUCGAAGAAUGAUGAAAGAUUUGUGAAAUUUGUUAACAAGGUCUUGCUUCUCAAUAAUGUGCAAUCCUUAGGCAAGUUUUACCUCUGCUGGUCCCGUGACUAUGAUGCCUUUUAUAUAAAUACAUGGAUUGCCACUGCAAUUGCUCGAAAUGUUAGAAUCCUUGACAUUAUAGCUGAGUCCGACACAGUUGAAUUGCCUAAUAGCAUUUUUACGUGUAAAACUCUUGAGUUCCUUCAACUGUCUGGUGACCUGUUGAUUAAGUCUCCAAGAUUUGUGUGUCUUCCUAGACUUGUCACCUUCAAUCUUAUUAGAGUUGAUGAUAGAUCCCACGAAUCUAUAGGCCAGAUUUUAUCCGGAUGUGCAGUUCUGGAGUUCAUGUAUAUCGAACAAAUUGUCAUUCUAGCUGGACCUCAAAACCUUCAAAGAAUGGCUAUUAAAAUUUCUUCCCCUACUUUGAAAACACUCAGACUGGAUUUUUAUGCGGAUUGCUGUCUGGAUGAAGAUUGGUUCCGUAAGCUAGAGAUAAAUGCCCCUGCACUUGAGUAUCUGUACUUGAAAGAUAGAACAACUGAGUCUUUCAGCAUUGAGGGCCUAAAAGCUUUGUGUGAAGCAGAAAUUGACGUUUAUAUGUGUGAUCCUCCUGAAAGUGAUUACUGUAAUUCAGUUGUCAAACUGUUCCUGGCGUUGCAACAUGUCAAGCUUCUGACUUUAUCAAGAGACACAAUGCGGGUAAAUUAUGGAAUCUCUCAGAACAUUUUUCUUGGCAGAGCCACUGCUCACUUCUCUUCAAAGUUUGACAGAUUGACCACGUUGGUGGUGGAAGCCCACUGGUGUAAACGGAGUUGUUUGCCGGCUUUGCUUGAAAGUUCAGUCAAUUUAGAAGUUCUUGAGGUUUUAACGGCUGGCUGGAGGAAUCCUGAUCGAGUUCCUAGAUGCUUGCUGACGAGUCUUAAAGAAAUUGCUGUUCAAGGACUUGAAGGCGGGAAAGGCGAGCUUGCAAUGAUUAGCUAUUUUCUUAAGCAUGGUAGAGUGUUGGAAGUAGUAGAUCUAUAUUCUAAAGUAGAUCUUGAUAUCGAGAAAAAAUUUCAGCUACUUCAGAAGAUAUCCGUGUUCCCAAGGAAGUCAGACACAUGCGAGGUUGAGUUUCACUGA
Coffea eugenioides is the source of this 1335-nucleotide messenger RNA. RefSeq names its product F-box/FBD/LRR-repeat protein At1g78750-like. Gene Ontology annotation, molecular function: protein binding. The record is from RefSeq and is a predicted model, not a curated record. The transcript has 4 exons. The coding region runs from base 1 to 1335 and encodes 444 amino acids. NCBI's taxonomy places the organism in Eukaryota, Viridiplantae, Streptophyta, Magnoliopsida, Gentianales, Rubiaceae.